AUGAUGUUGUCGCGCCGUUUCUUUUAUCUUCUGGUUUUGCUGCUAAGUGUGGCAAUUGUCUGUGUGGCGACUGUCGAGCCUCUUCCUGUUAAAGUACCCGAAGUUCCAAAAGAGGUGGUUCCUGAGAAAAAAGCACCUGGUCCUCCUUCCCCAAAACCCGAAGUUCCUCCUCCUGAAGUAACUGAAGUUGAUACAGUUCACGAAGCUGAGAAACUUAAAGUUCAAGGUCAAGUUGGAGAUAGUAGUUCUUCUGAUUCCGUUAGUCCCGCUGGUCCUGCUGGCACGGCAGGUAAACAAAUUCCUUCUGUUUCUACUGUUGAAAAAGCCAAAAAACCUCCUGUUCCUGAAAAUGAUGGGGUGGAUGAAGAUACCGCGCAGGGUCCUGUUGUUAUUGGUCAACCAUUACAACCACAACCUUCUAGUCAACCUUCACUGCCAAUGCCAGUAUCUGGGGAGAAUUUGGCUACUGAAAAUCAUGUUACCAGUGGAUCAGGUAAAGUAACGGAUGAUGGUGCACACGCUGCACAGGAUCGUCCCGGUGAAAAUGGAACUGGUGGUCAACCUGCUGAUCCUGCAACUGCGGCAGGGAAUAAUGCUGCACUUGGUAGUAACAGUCAAACUGGAAACAACGACAACAAUGAAUCUGGUGAAAGUACAGAUAACAAGGGUGAUGCCGUCACACAAUCAUCAUCUUCCAGCGGUACAGAGUCAAAGAGUGAUGGAGAAUCUGAAACCACAACGACUGGAAAUGACACUACACCUGCUGAGAGUGAAUCAACAAACAGCCAAAAUACGGCAGAUAAUACAGAUACCACCACCACCAUCACUACCACCACAACAACAACACUUCCUCCUGAACUCACAAACAACAAGAAGGGUGAUGCAGACAGCAGCAGCAGUAUCAUCAGUUCUGUGUGGGUGCGUGUACCACUACUGAUUGUGGUUACACUGGCCUGUAUUCUUGUGUGCUGA
This is a messenger RNA of Trypanosoma theileri, 972 nucleotides long. RefSeq lists its product as uncharacterized. Bases 1 to 972 code for a protein of 323 amino acids. The transcript has a single exon. NCBI's taxonomy places the organism in Eukaryota, Euglenozoa, Kinetoplastea, Trypanosomatida, Trypanosomatidae. The record is from RefSeq and is a predicted model, not a curated record.